Messenger RNA from Diabrotica virgifera virgifera (western corn rootworm), 3034 nucleotides. RefSeq names its product L-2-hydroxyglutarate dehydrogenase, mitochondrial. The coding region runs from base 210 to 1583 and encodes 457 amino acids. The record is from RefSeq and is a predicted model, not a curated record. The transcript has 6 exons. Gene Ontology annotation, molecular function: (S)-2-hydroxyglutarate dehydrogenase activity; (S)-2-hydroxy-acid oxidase activity. Lineage: Eukaryota; Metazoa; Arthropoda; Insecta; Coleoptera; Chrysomelidae.
GUAGAGAUAAACCUGUUGACGUGACGCCUAUGUAGGUCGAGUUAAAUUUUUAUUUGGGCAGGUCUAGAACUCCAAAUUCCAGUUUGCCACAUUUUUUAUCAAUAAUUGUUACUAAAUGAUGUGAUUAAGUUUAGAAAUAUUCACCUAGUUUUCUUUUUAGUUUUGUAUUAUAGUUAUUUGUAGUGAUAACAAUUUUUAAAGUUGUGAAUAUGUCGAUAAUUUUAAGUGAAGUUGCGUUCCUGAAAUCAUGGAAAUUUCCUGCUAAACAAUUAUUGCACACAAGAACUUUUGCAUCCAGUACACUUACACAAAGCCAAGAUUCGAAUAAUUAUGACAUCGCUAUUGUCGGAGGAGGAAUUGUUGGAGUUGCCACAGCUAGGGAAAUUAGUAAUAGGAACUCAAAAUUGCGCAUGGCAAUACUUGAAAAAGAAAAAACACUUGCAAAUCAUCAAACCGGCCACAAUAGCGGAGUUGUACAUGCUGGAAUAUAUUACAAACCUGGUUCUCUGAAAGCGAAGUUAUGUGUAGAAGGUUUACAGUUAUCCUACAAAUACUUCGACUCUAAAAAUAUUCCCUAUAAGAAAUGCGGAAAACUGAUAGUUGCAACAGAUAAAUCACAAGUUGAAAAACUACAAGAACUUCAUAAACGAGGUAUAGAAAACAAAGUACCGGGCCUACAAUAUUUAAAAGGAGAAAAGGCAAUUCAAGAAAAAGAGCCACUUUGUAAAGGUUUAGAAGCAUUAUGGUCUCCGGAAACUGGAAUUGUAGAUUGGGGUUUGGUUACUCAGUAUUUUGCGAAAGAUUUUCUUAAUCAAAAAGGAGAGAUAUAUAAUGAUUUUCAGGUAAAUGGAUUCCAAGAAUCAGGAGAUCCAAACUAUCCGAUUAAAGUAACUGGAAACGAUCAAAAAACUGUAAACGCAAAAUACGUACUUACAUGUGGAGGAUUACAAUCAGAUCGGUUGGCAGUCAUGUCUGGCUGUUCCUCAAAUCCAAAAAUAGUACCAUUCAGAGGAGAAUAUUUGCUAUUGAAACCGGAAAAAGCCGCACAGAUUAAAACUAAUGUUUAUCCUGUACCCGAUCCCAAUUUUCCCUUUUUGGGUGUACACGUGACGCCCAGAAUAGAUGGGGCUGUUUGGUUGGGACCAAACGCUGUGUUGGCGUUCAAAAGAGAGGGAUACACAUGGAAAGAUAUAUCGCUCGGUGACCUCUCGGAAACACUUUUCUAUCCAGGAUUCAUGAGAUUGGCCCUUAAAUAUUUAAUUCCAGGAUCAGUGGAGAUGAUCAAAUCACGAAUUAUUAAUAUGCAGCUAAGAGAUGUUCAAAAAUUCAUACCAUCGAUCUCUAUAAAUGACGUGCAGCCUAUGAAGAGACCAGCAGGAGUUAGAGCCCAAGCAUUGGAUGUUAAAGGUAAUUUAGUUGACGACUUUGUAUUCGAUCUAAACCCAACAGGUAGUCCAGUAUCCAGCAGAAUUUUACAUUGUCGAAAUGCUCCUAGUCCUGGGGCGACUAGUUCUCUGGCUAUUGCUAAGAUGAUUGCUGAUAAGUGUGAAACAGAGUUCAAACUAAGUCAAGUUGCUAAAUAAUUAAGAAUUUUUAUAUUGUAAUUAUUUCAUUUAUACAGGUAUACUAAGAUAUAUAAAACCACAUACAACACAAUGCAUUAAUUAAAUUUUAUAUUUUUUCUAGUCUUUAUUCGAAAUAUAAUUAAUAUAUUAAACUGCUCGUCAAAAGUUAGGGAUACCUAUAGAAAAUUAUGCUCAUUUUCAUAGCUGUUUUUUCGAGAACAGAUUAAUCUCUAUUUAUUUAUUAUUUUGGUAUUUUGUAAAAGUUUGCUCAAACUUCUUUUUUGUACUUAUAUCAGGUGGAAGAAAAAACAUGUUUUUGUUUGUUGAAUGGUAAGUUUGAGGCGCCCUGUAUAGAGGACGAGGUACAAGUGUGAGUAUUCAUCAGAAUCGUAUUGUAGCCUUAUGUUUUGUAAAUAUUUUGUUUUUUGAAUGUCCCUGAUAUCUUUAGAAACAAAUAAAAUAGACGGUUUUGUAGUUUAACAUGUAUUUUAACCGAAACAAAAGUUUGAGAAGCCUUGUAGGGAGGAAAAAGAAACAAAGGUGGAAACAAAGAAAUAUCUUUCGAUAUUAUGUUGUAGUCUCAUAUUUUGCGAAUAUUUUAUUUUUUAAUUUCGCUCAUAUCUUUAAUAACAAAGAAACUAGACGGUUUUAUUCUUUGGUAUGUGUUUUAACUGACGACAUGCGAUACGUGAAGAGGCCAUGUCUUGUCAUGCCACUAAGAUAAAAUUAUUUUCUACAUAUAGUGCGAAAGGAACAGAGUGUUUAAAGAAAAAAAAUGUGUAAUGUACCUCUCACUAUUUAAAGAGCCUCCACGUGGACACCAAAUCCGUACUUAUUCUCAAGGAAAUUCCGCCCCAAAACAUCACAGGGCCUCCAUUAAACAAUCUCGUCUCUCUUAUAUUACGCUGUGCAUACCGCUUAUCUGGUCGACAAAUAACUCGUAUAGGUGUCGAUAAGAAUUGUUUACCUUAUGUGCCUUUCUGUUUUUAAAGUUUUGUUAACUGUUAUUUUUUAUUGUUGAUUUAGUUUUGUUUCAGUUAAAACACCUGUUAAAGAGUAAAACCACCUCUCUUCUUUGUUUCUAAAGAUAUCAAGGACAUUCAAAAAAGAAAAUGUUCAUAAAACAUAAGACUACAAUAAGAUUUCGGUGUAUCGGUACAUUUGUGCCCCGUCCUCCCUACAGGGUGGCACAAACUUAACAUAAAAAACAGUUCUUUUCUUCCAUCCGGUAUAAGUACAAAAAAGUAGUUUGAAUAAACCUCUGUACAACUGUGUAAAUACUAAAGAAAAAUCUAAAAUAAUAAAAAAAAAUAGCGGAAUCCGUUAAUCUGUUCAGAAAAAAAAAUCAACUAUGAAAAUAAGCAUAAUAUUCCAUAUCCCUAACUUUUGACGAGCAGUUUAUAUUAUGCUAUACUCAAAGGUAAUAUAUUUAAUUAUAUGUUGUUUAAAUAAAAAUUUAUUUUACUUUA